Molecule: messenger RNA, 873 nt
Organism: Phanerochaete carnosa HHB-10118-sp
Lineage: Eukaryota; Fungi; Basidiomycota; Agaricomycetes; Polyporales; Phanerochaetaceae
Product: polysaccharide lyase family 14 protein
Exons: 2
Coding region: 1-873 (290 amino acids)
Source: RefSeq, a predicted model, not a curated record
AUGGCGACUUCCCUCUGGAUAGCACAUCUCUUCCUCAUUGCCGCCGCCUUUACCAGCGCACGCCCUGCCGGUAAAUCAACGACCAGGACAUCUAUCUCGAGUCCCCUCUUCCCUGUGUCGCCCCAGCUCAGCUACUGGACAACAUCAUCGUCGAUCCCAGGGGCUCUGCCUCUCGCGGAUUCCACAUUCCGCCCACACAACCAGAUUACUGCGCUCCAGCACCCAUACGUAGACGCACCCGAUGGCGAGCUGUCCAUGCAGGCGUACUAUCCCGCCGGCUCGUACAAUUUCCAGAACAGCCCCCAGGGCGGGUUCUCGUUCUACGCUCCCGGGCCCACGAGUGUCGAUCUCACGACUGCCAAGGAAGCCACAUUCGGGUACACGGCGUAUUUCCCCGCCAGCUUCGAUUUCGUGAAGGGUGGGAAGGUGCCUGGGCUCUACGGUGGAAACAGCGAUAGCGAGGCUGUAUCGUGCUCGGGCGGGCGCAGAGACGAUGACUGCUUCUCGGCGCGAUUGAUGUGGCGCACGAACGGCGCGGGCGAGCUGUACACCUACCUUCCGCCAGACUUCUCCGCGAACCAGGCGGUGUGCGAUAUCCCGCCGUACUCGACGUGCAAUGACGUGUAUGGUGCCUCGGUCGGCCGCGGGUCGUACAACUGGACGACCAGCGGACGGACGACUGUUGCGCAGCGUGUCCGUCUGAACGACGCCGGACAGGCAAACGGCGAGCUGCAGCUGUUCGUAGGAGGUAAAAGCGUCGUGAACGUCGGCGGCCUUGUCCUCAGAAAUAGCUCUGCUGGACGCAUCCGCGGUAUGCAGAUGCAGACCUUCUUUGGCGGUGAGACUUUUGAUGAUGUCAGCGUAGCCAUGUAG